Molecule: messenger RNA, 1608 nt
Organism: Aspergillus novofumigatus IBT 16806
Lineage: Eukaryota; Fungi; Ascomycota; Eurotiomycetes; Eurotiales; Aspergillaceae
Gene: gpaB
Product: guanine nucleotide-binding protein subunit alpha gpaB
Exons: 6
Coding region: 407-1477 (356 amino acids)
Biological process (GO): adenylate cyclase-activating G protein-coupled receptor signaling pathway
Cellular component (GO): heterotrimeric G-protein complex
Molecular function (GO): GTP binding; G protein-coupled receptor binding; GTPase activity
Source: RefSeq, a predicted model, not a curated record
UUCCCUUAGCCUUAUUACCUGUGUCACGAGUCACCACUGCCGUCCCACAGCCUGACGGUCUUCACUCUGUACUCGCUUCUUGCGCCUUUAACGAAGACCGGAACUGCUCGCCGUUGCCCUGCAGCUCACUAUACCGCGUUCAACUUAUUCUUCAUCCUCCUCCCGUCGGUCGCAACCAUCGUCGAACGCUACUUACCCGUUAAUUCCCGAUUGCCUGUAUACCUAGAGUUCAAAAGUCGGUUUCAACGCCAUAGGGGUUGCGCGCAAGAGGCUGCCUAGUUCAUGAGUCCUUCCCCGAGUGUCUCGGGUGUCAAGUGUCUCAUUAAUUGAUGCCGCUUACCUGUGCUGGCAGCUAAUGCUUUAGGUCUUUCCGCUGUUCUAUACAUAACACAAAACCUGGCCGAAAAUGGGGUCAUGUUUCAGCACAGAGUCAGCGGGGGAUGCGGAACAAAAGAAGCGAAGUCAGGCCAUUGAUCGCCGGUUAGAGGAGGAUUCCAGGCGACUACGGAGAGAAUGCAAGAUACUUCUGCUGGGGUCCGGAGAGAGCGGGAAAUCUACGAUUGUCAAACAAAUGAAAAUCAUUCAUCAAAAUGGCUACACGGUGGAGGAACUUGCGUUAUAUCGUUUAACCAUCUACAAAAAUCUCCUAGAUUGCACCAAAGCCCUCAUCGGAGCUUACCACCAAUUCAACCUCCAACCAACGAGUCCCAAAGUCCGCGAAUUCAUCGAGUUCCUUUCUGAAUACAAUAUCGACCCGGAUCCAAACACGCCUCUAGAUCCUCGAAUUGGAGAUGCCGUCACCUAUCUCUGGAAUGAUCCAUGCACGUCCACUGCGUUAGAGCAUCAGAAUGAAUUUUACCUGAUGGAUUCUGCGCCAUAUUUCUUUGAGGAAGCGAAGCGCAUAGCGGCUCCUGAUUAUAUUCCGAACGUGGCGGACGUGCUCCGUGCUCGAACAAAGACGACAGGUAUCUAUGAGACAAGAUUUACAAUGGGCCAGCUCAGCAUACAUAUGUUCGAUGUCGGUGGUCAGCGCAGCGAGCGAAAGAAGUGGAUCCAUUGUUUCGAGAACGUCACAUCGAUCAUUUUCUGUGUGGCAUUGAGUGAGUACGAUCAAGUACUGCUAGAAGAGAGCAAUCAAAAUCGAAUGAUGGAAAGCUUGGUUCUUUUUGACUCCGUCGUUAAUUCACGAUGGUUCAUGCGAACAAGUAUUAUUCUUUUCCUCAACAAAGUGGAUCUCUUUCGACAGAAAUUGCCCCGUUCGCCCCUCAGUAACUAUUUUCCCGAUUACUCUGGCGGUAAUGAUGUGAACCGGGCUGCCAAGUAUCUCCUGUGGAGAUUCAACCAGGUCAACCGAGCGCACCUGAAUCUAUAUCCACAUUUGACUCAAGCAACCGAUACCACGAAUAUUCGCCUAGUGUUCGCUGCGGUCAAGGAAACAAUAUUACAAAAUGCCCUGAAAGAUUCGGGCAUCUUAUGAUCUUUCUCAAUCGCUUCUCGACCAUUCCAAUCAUUCCAUUAUUGAUCUCCUACGUCUUAUGACGAGCUUUAUCGCCAAAGACACCACAUUCACCAACUCACGGCUACGACUCUGCUUUGAUUCUCGUUUCA